AUGGCCGGUGAAAUUACCAAGGAUGUGGUAUCCUCUUCCCUUUCCCUUGAUGGCCGGGUAGCAAUAGUAACUGGUGCUUCACGUGGCAUUGGCCGGUCCAUUUCCAUCCACCUUCACUCCCUUGGUGCAAGAUUUGUCAUCAACUAUGCUUCAAACUCCACUCAAGCUGAUCUCCUAGCUUCUGAGCUCAAUGCCUCAGCUCCCACUUCACAUCCUCAAGCAAUUGCUAUCAAAGCUGACGUUUCCGACCCGGAUCAAGUCAAGCAACUUUUUGACAGAGCUGAAGAAGAAUUUGGCUCAAAGAUUCAUAUCCUUGUACAUUGUGCUGGUGUGCUCGAUCCAAAAUAUCCCACCUUGGCUAAUACAACAGUGGAGGAUUGGGAUAUGACCUUUAAUGUCAACACUAAAGGAGCAUUCCUGUGUUGUCGAGAGGCAACUAAUCGGUUGGCUCCUGGGGGUGGUGGAAGAAUCAUUAUGAUAUCAACAUCUCUUGUCGGAGCACUUGCACCAGGUUAUGCAGCCUACACUACUUCCAAGGCAGCUGUGGAGACAAUGACAAAGAUAGUGGCCAAGGAGCUGAAGGGUACACAAAUAACUGCUAAUUGUGUUGCUCCAGGGCCUGUGGCAACAGAAUUGUUUUUUGCAGGUAAAACUGAGGAAACAAUCAAGAGAAUUGCGGAUGCUAACCCCCUGGGCCGACUUGGUGAACCCAAGGAUAUAAGUCAGGUUGUAGGAUUCAUAGCUAGUGAUGCUGGGGAGUGGAUCAAUGGCCAAGUUAUUAGAGCUAAUGGUGGAUUUUUCGUUUAA
Molecule: messenger RNA, 807 nt
Organism: Dovyalis caffra
Lineage: Eukaryota; Viridiplantae; Streptophyta; Magnoliopsida; Malpighiales; Salicaceae
Source: the annotation of a GenBank genome assembly